CAAAAGCCCUCUCAUUAUUAAUCCCUCCAAAAACUCCCAUCCUUCCCAAACAACCCCUCUUUUUCUAUUCCUCCUUCCUUCCUUUUCCUUCCAUUCGCCCAAUUCCUUUCUCUCCCAUGGUUCCACUUUUCUCACCAUGCCUCCUCAGUCCAACUUCUCCCUAUCAAGGUGGUUUGGACUUUUUCAACUUCCAAACUCAAUGCCAGAGAGAUCUGAUAAUGGUAGUGUUAGCGGCGAAGGCAAUGAAGAAAACCCAAUUUCCUACACCGUAGAAUGUUACGCUUGUACUCAAGUCGGUGUUCCAGUUUUUCACUCCACCAGCUGUGACCAAGCUCACCCACCGGAAUGGGAAGCCUCCGCCGGUUCUUCCCUCGUUCCAAUUCAAGCUCGUACGGCCUCCAAACAGAAGAAGACUCAACAGCCUGCCGCGCCUAAUACUCGGCGACCUUCUGGUCCGUUCGGUCGGGUGCUUGAUCCUAGGACCAAGCGAGUGCAAAACUGGAACCGGGCUUUCUUAUUGGCUCGUGCAAUGGCUUUAGCCAUUGAUCCUUUGUUUUUCUAUGCUUUAUCUAUAGGAAGAGGUGGGUCGCCGUGUCUGUACAUGGAUGGGGGCCUCGCUGCCAUCGUAACCGUCCUCCGCACGUGUGUGGACGCCGUGCAUUUGUUCCAUCUUUGGCUUCAGUUCAGACUGGCGUACGUGUCAAGGGAGUCGCUGGUCGUCGGUUGUGGUAAACUCGUGUGGGACGCACGUGCCAUCGCUUCUCAUUACGUUCGUUCCCUCAAAGGUUUCUGGUUUGAUGUCUUUGUGAUUCUGCCGGUUCCUCAGGCAGUAUUUUGGUUAGUUGUACCAAAAUUAAUAAGGGAAGAGCAGAUCAAGAUUAUUAUGACAAUACUGUUAUUAAUCUUCUUGUUCCAAUUCUUGCCAAAGGUUUACCACAUCAUUUGCUUAAUGAGAAGGAUGCAAAAGGUCACCGGUUACAUCUUUGGCACCAUUUGGUGGGGUUUUGGCCUUAAUCUCAUUGCCUACUUCAUAGCCUCUCACGUUGCUGGAGGGUGCUGGUAUGUCCUUGCAAUACAACGGGUAGCCUCAUGUCUGCGGCAACAAUGCGCGAGAAACGAGCAGUGCAAGCUUUCAUUGUCGUGCUCGGAGGAAGUGUGCUACCAAUUCUUAUUUCCAGCUGAGGCAGUGGGAAAUACUUGUGGUGGUAACUCAACCAACGUUAUUGGAAAACCUUUAUGUUUAGAGGUUCAUGGACCAUUCAAUUAUGGGAUAUAUCAGUGGGCUCUCCCUGUUGUUUCUAGCAAUUCUGUUGCUGUUAAGAUCCUUUAUCCCAUCUUUUGGGGCUUAAUGUCUCUCAGCACCUUUGGGAAUGAUCUUGAACCAACAAGUCACUGGUUAGAAGUGAUGUUCAGUAUUUGCAUUGUGCUUGCUGGAUUGAUGCUCUUUACUUUAUUGAUUGGAAACAUUCAGGUAUUCUUGCAUGCUGUCAUGGCGAAGAAGAGGAAAAUGCAGCUGAGAUGUCGAGACAUGGAAUGGUGGAUGAAACGCCGGCAACUACCAUCUCGUUUGAGACAACGAGUCCGCCAUUACGAACGCCAAAAAUGGGCGACCUUGGGCGGAGAAGACGAAAUGGAACUGAUCAAAGACUUACCCGAAGGCCUCCGGAGAGACAUUAAACGCUUCCUUUGCCUUGACCUCAUCAAGAAGGUUCCUUUAUUCCAUAACUUGAAUGAUCUUAUUCUGGAUAACAUCUGUGAUCGAGUUAAGCCGCUCGUAUUCUCUAAAGAUGAAAAGAUAAUUAGAGAAGGUGAUCCAGUACAAAGAAUGGUGUUUGUCGUUCGUGGACGUAUAAAACGUAUCCAAAGCCUUAGCAAAGGCGUGGUUGCCACAAGUUUAAUCGAGUCAGGAGGCUUCCUAGGUGACGAAUUGUUGUCAUGGUGUCUUCGCCGACCAUUUAUCGACCGUCUUCCAGCCUCGUCCGCAACAUUUGUUUGUGUAGAGCCGAUUGAAGCAUUCAGUCUCGACUCAAACCAUCUCAAAUACAUUACAGAUCACUUCAGGUAUAAAUUUGCCAAUGAGAGACUUAAAAGAACAGCAAGAUACUAUUCAUCGAAUUGGCGAACAUGGGCAGCCGUGAAUAUACAACUUGGCUGGCGGCGUUACAGAACGAGGACUCGAGGUCCAAUGAUUUCUGCUGCCGAAAACGGCAACAGCAGCGACCGCCGGUUGCUGCAAUACGCUGCCAUGUUUAUGUCAAUAAGGCCACAUGAUCAUCUAGAAUAAAGAAAAGCCAAUUGCCUUCUGCAAUUCAUUUGGUCAUUAUGUAAUCUGUACUGUCAUUUAAUAAAGUUUUUCAUUCACCAUGGAAA
Gossypium raimondii (Peruvian cotton) is the source of this 2370-nucleotide messenger RNA. Its product is annotated as cyclic nucleotide-gated ion channel 2. Bases 137 to 2284 code for a protein of 715 amino acids. NCBI's taxonomy places the organism in Eukaryota, Viridiplantae, Streptophyta, Magnoliopsida, Malvales, Malvaceae. The transcript is spliced from 8 exons. The record is from RefSeq and is a predicted model, not a curated record. Gene Ontology annotation, molecular function: monoatomic ion channel activity. Gene Ontology annotation, cellular component: membrane. Gene Ontology annotation, biological process: monoatomic ion transport; transmembrane transport.